Rubroshorea leprosula is the source of this 1223-nucleotide messenger RNA. NCBI's taxonomy places the organism in Eukaryota, Viridiplantae, Streptophyta, Magnoliopsida, Malvales, Dipterocarpaceae. The record is from the annotation of a GenBank genome assembly.
GGAAGGAGCUGCAGAAAAAGGAGCCGGAACUGUGAGGAGCGACGGAAGUUAGAGCCCGUUGUUUGCGCUGCAUGGUGGUCAAACGACUGAAGAAGAACAAGGAGGAGCCGACCUUAUCUCUAUACUUCAAGGACAAACAAAAAGCAGUUUGCUAAAUAAUUUUACAUAUGGACAGUGGAGACUGGGAAAGUUCUUCAGAUACUGAGAUUGUUUCUCAGGAUGAUAAUGAUGAGGAAGGGAAUUACUAUGCUAUUGAUUCCAAGUCCAAAUUACAAUUCAGGAAAGAAAUCUCAAAGGGUCGAUGGAAUAAUAAACUGGGAAUGGCUGAGGUUGUAGAAAAGAAGGGGAAGAUGUGGGUGACAACAGGGAUAGUUCGUGGUGGCAAGAUCUAUUGCACAAUUGAGGAAACUUUGUUUUUGGCUGAAAUCGGGGCACUGCUUCUUUUGGAUGAAAAUGAUAAAUGUCUUUCCUUGAUGGACAUAUUUGAGAAGGUUGCACAAGAAGAUAGUGGGUGCAGUUGGGAAUAUUUCGAGGUUUACAGACACCUAAAAGCUCUUGGUUAUGUAGUUGGUCGGCAUGCUGUUCCUUGGACUAAGAAGGAUCUUAAAGUUAAUGCUGAAACUGUUUUGCUUGAUGGUAGUCCAAAGGAAAAUGACUCAGUAGAAAUGGGUACGAUAGCUAAGAAUCACAUCAUUGAAUUAUUCAAUAAUAUGCAUAUUGACGAAACAAGGCCAACUUUUGAUGUUUAUCUUCCAAAUAGCAAGUUUAGAAAGUCUUCUCCAGGUGAUCCAAGUUUUGCACUCUGCCUAUGCAGGAGCUACGACAAUCCCCCAUCCAAAGAAGAAAUUAAUAACCUUGAGCAACAAUGUGGCAACAUACCUCUGAAGUUUUGUCAGGUAGAGAAUGGACGAGUCAGUUUGUUUUCCUUCGACAAGGUGGAACUCCCUGCCUUGCCCUAAAUUUUCUAGCUGGACACAUCUUACAACUUCAGAGUUUACAGGAAAAACAACUCUCAAGACCUCUAUUUUAACUGAAAGUAGCUCAUGGAGUUGCAACUCCCUGAAUGCAAUGCCUGCUCCGCAGAAUAACCUUUCUGUACUUCACACCUUAUUGACAGCAGUUUUCAGGGUUGAUUCUUCCCUGCACAGAAUAGCUAAUCGAUGUAUAAUUUAUGCCGCCUUUUUUUUUUUUUUCCGAGUCUUUAACUACGAUUGUUGUCAAUU